Messenger RNA from Yarrowia lipolytica CLIB122, 825 nucleotides. The record is from RefSeq and is a predicted model, not a curated record. Lineage: Eukaryota; Fungi; Ascomycota; Dipodascomycetes; Dipodascales.
AUGAAACGAUUACGCGCAAAAACGAGAGAUAUAUUCGAGAUACCCAGCGACGAGUCGGUGGACACGCCCGUCCAAGUUCUCAAACGACACAAGAGAAACGCUUUCGAAGAGAAAAGAACCGUGUUGGCAUCAAAAGACACAAACAUCACACAAAGAUCAAAGCGCAAAGCAGCCGCCGUUGUCAGUGAUACCCGCCCUCCACACAACAACUAUCAGGCACCAAUAACGCGCCAAGAUGGUGCCAGUACCAAAUCUAAGAUACCGGUGAGAGUGAAAGAGAAGCCUUCACAGACCCCUGUCAAAGAUAUUCGGUCCUCCUUCAAGCCACACACUCCCCUCCUGGACCAAAUGCAAGAAUGCAUGAGCGCCGAACAGGAUGGUGACUAUUGGCAGCAGGCGAAGAACAAGAAGUCUCGCAACACCAAAAGGGGUACCAGACCAGGAACUACUGCAGUGCAACAUGGUCGCCAACGCAGUCCUUCUCCUGCAUCUGAGCCAGCUACCCCAAUGCAUGACUCCAUCAGGUCAACAAACCGGAGACACGCUGGAAAUACCCCGAGAUACCCAAAGGUGUUGGUGCCUCCAACAGUGAUUCCAGAUCGCAAACCAACGAUCGGUCUGCGAUCGAAGCAGGCUGGCUUCGGCAUUGGCGCAACAUACCUUCCUCAAGUCAUUCCUGAAUAUGAUUGGACAGUGUAUGAGCACAGUGAAGAAGAAUUAGAUCUCGACCUCGACUUUGACGAGUGCGUCACUUCAACACCCAUCCGAGCAUUCCGGCGUCAUGAAACAUCACUUGGUGAAAAUUCCCCUUCUCCAACACGCUAG